CGUUGGUUAGAAUGUUGACGUUUUCGUUAAACUCGAACCUCAUACAGUCGGAAAUUCAUUAAAAAGAAGGAAGAGAGAGAAAAUAAUUCUUCAAAACUACGUUAAAAUGGCUAAAGUAGUGAAGAAUUUUGUGAUUCCACUGGUGAAAGACGAUCUUUUAACGUCGCAUGCUGGGCAGUAUUUCGUCAAGGAGAUUCUCCCUCUUCGGACGAUAUCACACGCUAUCGAUGUUACACGACCAGCAUUACAGGAGAACGGUGCGCAUUUUAUUCUGGAUCAUUACGAUUCAUUUUUCUCCAUUGUCAUUCACGGCAAUAAAGUAGAUCUCGACAUAUGUCUACGUGCAUUCACUAGAAUUCACAAGGCUGUGGCAAUACUUGUGGACGACCUGGAAAAAAUAUUUGAUCAUGGCAAGGAUAUUACAGAGGAAGAGGAGAGGGAAACGUAUCUAUGUAUUAACAAUAUGUUGGCGUAUUUAUUUUCGUGGUUCAUCUGUCAUAUAGAAGACCACGUAAAGAAUGCAAACGAGAUUAAUAUUGGAAAGCGUAAAAGGAGUAUGAAAUCGGAUAUUGAAGAAGAAUGGGAGCAGUCUAGGCAGAAAGCUUUGGAAAUUCUGUAUCGAUGGCUACAGUUGCCACUGUAUAAAAUUUGGAGACCACCUAUCGUCGACAAUUCAUUUGUCAUGACUUUGACGCAGAUAUGUUAUAAGAUAUUAGAACAGAGUAAGGAUGCCAAGCAAAAACAUAUGAGACAAACUAUAUUUGAGAUCCUAGGAACUUUCAUAAAAAAAUACAAUCAUGGAAUAACUUGCGUUGUGAGGAUUGUCCAGUUGGUGAAAUUGUACGAUGCGCUAGCGAUACCCAUAGCGACUGGCGUGGUACAUAUGGUCACCGAAUGCGGCUGCAACGGUUUGAUAAAAGAGGUGAUGAAUGAGAUCGGGCAGAGCGAAGUUAUGGAAGCAGAUAGUCGAAACACAUCCACCUUUCUCGAAAAUAUCGCGAUUUCAAAGCCCGAUCUGAUAAUUCCCAUCCUCGACGAAAUCACAGACUACCUAUCAAAUGAGUUCUAUACAAUGAGAAAUUGUGUGAUUGGAAUCUUGGGUGCUGUGGUGCAAAAAGCACUGACCGGCGAAGAUCUCACGGACGAACAGAAGGAGCAACGCGACGAAUGUCUGGACAAUUUGGAAGAGCACAUGUUGGAUUGCAAUGCUUAUGUGAGAUCGAAAGUGCUUCAGGUUUGGCAGCACUUGUGUCGCGAAGGCGCUGUGCCAUUAGCGAGACACGGCAAGCUUUUAGCUUGCACCGCGUUGCGACUAGAAGACAAGAGUGCGAAUGUCCGCAAACAGGCUCUUCAAUUGCUGCGUACUCUGUUGCAAAGUAAUCCUUUUGCCGGCAAGUUAAACUGUGUCGAACUUUCAAAUUCGCUGGAAAAGGAGACGGCAAAAUUGCAAGAGUUGCAAGCUCACAUCGUGAGUGCUAGUGAACGUGGUCACGAGGAAAGAUUUGAACUUUGGACUGUUUUACAGUACGAUAUAAAAGCAGCGAUAAAGAAGAUUCUAAGGAAUGAUGAAGCAGAAUAUAUAAAUGAUGUGGAACAAGAUGAAAAUAUCGAUCCAAAUCAUGCGUUCGAACACGUGAGACAAUUAUUAUUAACCCGAAAAGUCACUAAAGCAGUGACAUACCUGUGGAAGACGUUUACGAAAUUGGAGGGAGCUCCCGAGAUGGAAAAUCUUUCCGCUACAGCAAAGGAGGAAUGUUUAUUUGCCUUUUUGCUGAAGAUUUUCAUAGAAUCAGAGACUAAAUCGACAGAUAGAGACGACAAUGCGAACAACGCGUGCAAAUCUGAACAAGACGACAACAAGAGAGAGGAGAUAAGAUUGCGAAAACGCGUUAUAAAUUACUUAAAAAAUUGUCUGGAAUUUGCGACCGAGUUGGAGAAGGCGAUACCGAUGGCAGAAAAAUUGCUGUUCUCCACAUGCGCUGGAGACGCCGUCGAGUCGUGCACGUUUUUAGGAGUUGCUUUCCAAUUUGGAGUAACUGGAGCGGCCGACUCCAUGCGCGAGGCUCUGUUUCAAGUGUUUCAUCGCGAUCAAUCUGUGCGUAAUAACGUGGCCGUUGUGUACAAGGGAAUCUAUCUCGAUACAAAUAACGACAAACGAUCGCCCCGUCAAAUAGCCGUUGCCCGUGCGAAUCGUCUGAUCGAGUUGCUGAAGGAAUUGAAGCCUGGACAGAGCCAGGCUUUGACUUUGUUGAUUGUGACGUGGUACGAGAACAAUGAAUUAAACAGUGAAUUGCUGCAGGUCUUAUGGGAAAAGUUCUCCAUGAAGUAUCCGGACACAUCGCCAAUUGAUAGCAGAACCGCGUUAAUGAUAAUAACGAUGAUAGCUCAGGCGAAAUCUAACAUAGCAUCUGAUAAUCUGGACGUGUUAAUGAAGAUAGGAUUUGGUCCGCGCGCGAAAGACGAUCUUCUUUUAGCACGAGAUACUUGCAGAAUGCUGUUAAAAAUAAAACAAAGUAACAAAGAUGUCGAAAACUCACCUGUAAGGUAUCCUAACGAUCAUGAUCUGUUCAAAGAGAUCAUGAGAUUAUUAAUAGAUUUUUUUACCAGUACGGAAGAGAACGCUUAUAUUUCCUUCGCGACGGAUGCACUUAAUGCUAUAUAUCACUUAGCGAAUCAACCCGACAAGUUGAUAAACGAAUUGCUAUUGGACAUCACCGAGAAGGGUCAAUUAAUGAAUAAAGAUACGGAUCAAGUGUCAGAUGUGUCGAGCACUGUACUCUCUAGAUUGCUUUACAUAGUCGGACACGUUGCCAUCAAACAGUUAGUUCACCUGGACGUGUCUAUUUACAAGGAACUGAAGCGUAGGAAUAUGCUACGAGAGAUGCAGGGUAAGAAAAAGAAACGAUUACCGAGAAGCGCGCUUCCGACGCCAGAUGGUAAAGCUAGAUCGACGAAUACAUCGACCUCGUCAAACAUGCGACGAGGUUCUCGACGAGAAAAUUCGACGUUCACUGAGGAUAACGGAGAAGAAGCCUUAGAAGGUGCGAUGGACGACGCCGAGGCGGAGUUCGUGAGCGGCGCACUGGAACAUGAAAUUGUUACUGGGAAUGGCUUGCUCGUGAAAUUUGUUCCGCUGGUAUUGGAUGUAUGCCAGUAUCCCGACAAGUAUAACAACGAGGAUGUGCAAGCCGCAGGUUCACUCGCGCUCAGCAAAAUGAUGACAGUGAGCUCCGAGUUUUGCGAGCAAUCUUUGCAACUUUUAAUCACCAUAUUGGAGCGAUCGCCAUAUCCCGGGAUUCGAUCGAAUAUGCUGAUUGGAUUAAGCGAUCUCGCUACUAGAUUCCCCAAUCAAGUUGAACCGUGGUCCAAACACAUCUAUGGCAGACUUCGAGAUAAAGAUGUGAACGUGCGUAGGACGUGCGUUCGUAUGUUGUCGAGUCUGAUAAUGAGGGAAAUGAUACGCGUGAAGGGACAGGUUUCGGAAUUGGCUCUUUGCGUAAUCGAUGAGGACGAACAGAUACGACGGCACACGAAAGAAUUCUUUGUUCAGCUUGCUCAAAAAGGCAACGCUCUAUAUAAUAUAGUGCCUGAUAUAUUAUCGCGUUUAGCGGAUCCUCAGUUAAAUCUCGAUGAGAAAGAUUUCCAGGAAACCAUUAGAUACAUUCUCGGUUUAAUGCAGAAAGAGAAGCAAAUCGAUACCAUAAUUGAUAAGAUUUGCGCUAGAUUUAAGUUGGCCGCCACAGAGAGGCAGUGGCGUGAUCUUUCCUACUGCCUUUCGCUCUUGCAAUUCAGCGGAAAGAGUAUACAACGUCUCAUCGAAAGUUUACCACUAUUGAAGGAAAAAAUUCAUUAUAAACCAGUAUUAACAGCGUUACAAAAUAUAAUCGAACAGACAAAGAAAAAAGCGGAUGCAAAGGCUGUUUGUAUAGAAUUGGAAGAGAAGAUACAGGAACUUUUAGAGACCAAAGAAGAUAACGAGAUAGAUAGGCAUCUAAUGCCACCACCGUCAACCGCGCCGAGGAACAAGAGAAAUGUCCGUCGAAGCAGACGAUUUAAGAGCACGAGCGAUGAAGACGAAGAUAGCUCUGAGGAAGACGACUCUGAGGAAGAGGCAGAUAACAUAUUCGUUGUAAAAUUAAAAAAUAGAAAAGAAAAGUUAACCGAUAAUGAAAAGAAUUCUCACGCAAAAUCAUCUAUGAAAAAUGGAAAUAAUACCGAUGUCAGUGGAGCAGGUACUCCAGGUACUUCAAAACGCGGCAAAAGAAGAGAACGUGUAAAGGCGGUACCCAGCACCCCGUCACCGUCUCCAAAACGAACUAAAAAUAAAUCGGUGCGGGAAACUCCGACAAGGAGUUCAGGUCGAUUACGUAAAUAAUUUUUUACAUGUAAGAUUAAAACGUGAGGUUAAUAAAAAAUAUGACUUAUUUUAUAUGAAUUAAUUUGUUUUACGUAGUAACUGUAGUGCAGUAAUAGUAGUAAUAAUUACAAUGUAGUAUAGUAAUAGUUACAAAGUGAGUAUUAUUAAGCGUGUUGUACACAUUCAUUAAUUAUAAGUGAAUUAUAAGUUCAAAAUGUGUGCCUUUUAUACAUUUUCUAUUGUGUUACUAAAAUCUCAACAAGAAUAAAGUUUAAUCCAAAU
Messenger RNA from Temnothorax curvispinosus, 4639 nucleotides. RefSeq names its product condensin complex subunit 1 (gene Cap-D2). The coding region runs from base 107 to 4375 and encodes 1422 amino acids. Gene Ontology annotation, biological process: mitotic cell cycle; mitotic chromosome condensation; meiotic chromosome condensation. The transcript has 20 exons. Gene Ontology annotation, molecular function: histone binding. Lineage: Eukaryota; Metazoa; Arthropoda; Insecta; Hymenoptera; Formicidae. The record is from RefSeq and is a predicted model, not a curated record. Gene Ontology annotation, cellular component: nucleus; condensed chromosome, centromeric region.